Messenger RNA from Exophiala oligosperma, 1020 nucleotides. RefSeq lists its product as uncharacterized. The transcript has a single exon. Lineage: Eukaryota; Fungi; Ascomycota; Eurotiomycetes; Chaetothyriales; Herpotrichiellaceae. The coding region runs from base 13 to 936 and encodes 307 amino acids. The record is from RefSeq and is a predicted model, not a curated record. Gene Ontology annotation, molecular function: catalytic activity.
GCACUUAACACCAUGUCAGCUACUGCUUCCACUAAGACUUUCAACCGGGCUGCCUUCCUCCAACAUGAAGACCCAGAAGUCCGAAUCCACUAUGUCGAAACGUACCCAUCCCACGGGAAGCAGGAGAAAGGAACCGUACUUCUGAUCCACGGCUUCCCGGAAACCUCAUAUCAGUUUCGCCAUGCGAUGGUGCCUCUUGCGCAGGCAGGGUACCAUGUCAUCGCUCCGGACAAGCUAGGCCACGGUUUCAGUAGCAAGCCGGUCGGUAGCACAGAUCAACAGGAGCCAUUCACCAAGAAGUCGCUGGCAAAUGACCUGCAUAAGCUCGUCACGAAGCAUAUGGGCAUCAAAGACAAAGUCCACGUGGUUGGGCACGACAUUGGCGGAAUGGUAGCCCAUGCCUACGUCUGCCAGUUCCCCGACGAUGUCGCCUCGGUGAUCUGGGGAGAAUGCCCCUUGCCUGGAUCGACACUAUAUGAGAGUGAAAAGCAUUCUCGAGCGCUCUGGCAUUUUGACUUCCAAAGCCACAACCCGGACAUUGCGGUCGCGCUGGUCCAGGGCAAGGAGAGAAUAUACCUGAAGCACUUCUAUGACCGGCUGACGCAGAAUCAAGCAGCAUUCACGCCAGAAGUGGUCGAUUUCUACGUGAUGCAAUUCAGCCAACCCGAUGCUCUCCGCUGUGCAUUUUUGACAUACCGGGCUUUCGAAAUUGACGCAGAGCAUAACCGCAAAUGGAGACAAGAGAAGUCUAAGGUGAAGGUGAAGAAUAUGGUGUUAUCUGGCAAGGAGUCUUUCCAUGCUCCUCACGCCGAGAGUAUGGCCAAAGAGUUUUACGAGAACGUGAAUGUUGGACUGGUCUCUGACUCGGGGCAUUAUCUCGCUGAAGAGAAUCCAGAGUCAUUUGUGAGGGAAGUACUGAGAUUCAUCGAGUCGUAAAUCUGAGAAAAAAGACACUAUUGUAGAAUUGAUUCUGCCUUUAGGGCGUGAGGAAACAAUGACACAGUCCCGUUCUUGACUUAA